AUGCGUUUGAAAGCAAGGACAAAUUCAACCAAUGCGGAAGACAUGCACAUGUUUUCUGAAUGUAUUUUAGAAGUUGGAGAUGGAAAGAUAUCUAAACCAAAUGAUGGAUAUGCUGAAAUAACUAUUCCACCUGAGUUACUUCUGACUGAUUUUGAGGACCCUAUCGAGCAUACUAUUACAAGUACUUAUCCUAAUAUCCUUGAAAAUUACACAAAUACAUUUUUUCUUAAAAGUAGAGCUAUUUUAGCAUCAACCAUGGAGAUUGUGGAUGAAAUAAUUGAUUAUAUAAUAAAUCUUCUCCCAGGUGAUGCAAAAGAAUUUUUGAGUAAUGACUCAAUUGACAUAUCCGAAGCAAAUGACAAUGAUGGUUUUGAGCAUUUAACUCUUGAAUUCUUAAGUUGUUUGAAAACUUCUGGAUUGCCAAAUCAUUCAAUGAAGAUAAAAAUUUGGACAUGUAUCAUGUUGAUAAGGAAUUUGGAUCAAUACGAAGGAUUUUGUAAUGGUACAAGAUUGACGAUAACUAGACUAGUAAAUCAUGUCAUCGAAGCCAAGAUUAUUUCAGAUACCCAUGUUAGAAAUACUAUUUACAUCCAUAGAAUGUUUUUAUCUCCUUCUCAAUCUCCUUGGUCAUUCAAACGUAUUCGAAAACAGUUUCCAAUUAUUAUUUCAUUUGCGAUGAUAAUAAACAAAUCUCAAUGA
Molecule: messenger RNA, 699 nt
Organism: Lathyrus oleraceus (garden pea)
Lineage: Eukaryota; Viridiplantae; Streptophyta; Magnoliopsida; Fabales; Fabaceae
Exons: 2
Coding region: 1-699 (232 amino acids)
Biological process (GO): DNA replication
Cellular component (GO): replication fork
Source: RefSeq, a predicted model, not a curated record